Bombus impatiens (common eastern bumble bee) is the source of this 6678-nucleotide messenger RNA. It is a transcript of the gene Alk, whose product is annotated as leukocyte tyrosine kinase receptor. Gene Ontology annotation, biological process: cell surface receptor protein tyrosine kinase signaling pathway; multicellular organism development; positive regulation of kinase activity. NCBI's taxonomy places the organism in Eukaryota, Metazoa, Arthropoda, Insecta, Hymenoptera, Apidae. Gene Ontology annotation, cellular component: membrane; signaling receptor complex. The transcript is spliced from 26 exons. Gene Ontology annotation, molecular function: protein binding; transmembrane receptor protein tyrosine kinase activity; ATP binding. The record is from RefSeq and is a predicted model, not a curated record. Bases 657 to 5207 code for a protein of 1516 amino acids.
CGACCCUCGUAGUCUCAGCUGAUAGCGUCCUCGGUGAGCGUGUGUCGCGAGAUAGUGAGCGAGCGAGCGACAAAGCGAAAAGGGUGAUUCGUUGUUGGGGUGACAGAUGCGAGAGGUCGCCGCGGAGAAAAUAUGUGAUCGGUUGAUGGAACGAGGUUAUUAGAUGUGUGAUCUGUUUGUGUACACGGGACGAUUCGCGGAUACUCGAAGCUGACUGACCUCGUUACUACUGCAUGUGACAAGAAUCGCGGCAAGCAUCGUAAUUGGUGGCUAGCGAAUUAUCGAAUACUAUUGAAAUUCGUACUUUCUACCGGACGAUGAGAGAUUGAAGGAAGAAAACGCUCGGCGAUUGAACACACCGGGGGUCUGCUAAUGAUACUGAACUGAUGAACCACGGGAAACUAUGCUGGCAUAUUGUACAACGUUAUUUUCGAUCGAAGGUAACUGCAAGCUUCGUUGAAACCACUGAUUCCGACAUUGAUGAAAAUGCCGAUGUCGGACGUAUAUUACGUAAUGAGAAAAAGAAGGAAAACAGCUGCUAGAAGAAGAGAGAUCCUUACAAGAAAGGAAGGACAGAAGGAAAACGCAUGUAAACAUUUGUUGGCUGCUACGUUUGCAGGGUAUAUCGAACGGAUACACGAGGAAAGUACAGAGUAAUGGUGAAAAGUACGCGGUCUGGGGUGUUGACCGCGAAUUUCGAACAGGCGAGUCACACCGUGCACGAUUCGCGGCGUAAGUUCGGCUUGAAAGGCGAUCUAUUGUUGAAAAUCCUCGUUGGGCUGUUUUACAUCACGAGUACCAGUUGCGAUUGGAAAGAGAGGAUGCCGCGCGGGACCAACAACUUGCAGAUUGCUCUGAGCCGAUUGACUCAGCUCGGCCACUGCGACCUCGAGGAGACCUGUGAUUGGACGUGGGAUGAAACCUCCUUCAAAAGAACCACGCCAUCUGUGCGAAAUAGGCACGGGCCUAUCGUCGAUGCCAGUAAUUCGACUAAGGGACAUUUUUUAUGGUUCACCGGCCCUGGAAAGACUCAAAUAUGGUCCACCACGAUUCCUCCCACUGGAUUACAUUGUGUAUUAGAAUUAUCUCUGUAUCAAGUGGAGAUGCGCAAUGGUGAUAUCCAGUUACUCAUAAUCAAGAAUAAUACAAGUUGGGUUGCCACGGGAAAGCCAGGAAAUAAUUACGCAGAAUGGAGAGUAACGCGUUUCACACUAGGAGCAAUUAGUCAGCCACAUCAAUUGCUUAUAGAGAUGAUGGUGCCCUAUUCUAACUCUAGCAUCGCUGUUGAUAAUAUUCAUCUGAUCGACUGUUUUCCAGAAUCAACACCGGUGAAGAUAACCUGCACGGAGGACAUGUACCGCUGUAAGAAUGGCUCCUGUUUAAACAGAACGCGUGUUUGUGACCUAACGAAAGACUGCGCCGACGGCGAAGACGAAGACGAUGAUUGCGACAAAAUACCGGAAAACGCCAGAUGCAAUUUCGAGCAGGGAUGGUGCGGCUGGAAGAAUGUACCGGAAAGACCUUUAAAUUGGACGCUCCAUCGUGGUGCAACACCGUCCGAGAAAACUGGACCUAGUUACGAUCAUACAUACCGCAAUGCGUCCGGGACAUACGCCUAUGUAAGUAUGUCACCUCGAGUGGAAUAUGGUAGUCGUGGUACCAUUGAGAGUCCAUUGUACAAUCCAACGCCACCUUAUAAUGGCGAUCCAAAAAGUCCUUAUUAUAAGUCGUGUCAAGUGCGGUUCUUUUACCAUCAAUAUGGUGCAAACAGCGGUUCGCUUGGAUUGUAUCUAAUUCAGGUGAAACCUCAUCAACGCCAUACGGAACGAUUAUGGUGGUCUUAUCUUAGCGGCGACAAAAGUGAUGUUUGGUACAAUCAAGCUGUUCCUUUGCCCGAUAUCAAAUACAGAUAUUUGCUGCAGUUUGAGGCAAGCAGAGGCUAUUAUUCGAAAGCUGAUGUAGCGAUCGAUGACUUUUCUCUGAGUCCAGAGUGUUUUGGCAUUGGAGUUCCUCCUGAAGUCGUGGGAACUUUCAAUUACUACAAUCCUGUUAUAGAUUCGGAAAAAGUUCCAGAUCCACAUGCCGACUUUGUUAACGAAACUGUUAUACGAAUUACCACAUGUGGAAAUACCGGAAGAACAGGUCCCAAUAGCGAACAAUGUACCGAAGAAUACAAUAGUACAGAUAUAGAAGUGCUUGCACCUUCGGCAACAGUGGAAGAGUCUCUUCCCUCCAAUUUAAAUGGGGUUCAACGGUGGACAGCACCUCGUGGUGGAUAUUACACAUUGAUUGCAAUGGGUGCCCGUGGAGGAAAAGGUUCUAGCGGUAUGGGAAGUACAUUGGGUGCACUUGCCCGUGGUGUAAUUGAAUUAGAAAAAGGUGAACAAUUGUAUUUUAUGGUGGGACAGCCAGGAAUGGACGCAUGUCCUAAAAACUUGGGAUUAGAAUUAGAUAGCUGUCAAAGUGUUGGAUCGUACGGAUCCUCCAUUCCUUCAGGGGGUUCUAAAGUACACAAAGUAAAGAAUAUCAAGAUAAAAGACGGUGGCGGUGGUGGUGGCGGAGCAACGUACAUUUUUACAUUAAAAGAGAACGGAGACCAACAUCCGAUACUUAUCGCAGGAGGUGGUGGUGGUUUAGGACUGGGACCAUUUAUUAGUAAUGGCCAUCAACAUAAUCAACAUGACCAACAUGGACAGGCAGUCGCUCCUUCCGGAAGACCACCAAUUUCGGGAACGAUUCUUUCAGCAGAAACAGAUACAGGUGGUCCUGGCGGUGGAUGGAACGGGUCAUCGACUACCGUUUCGGGUCAACGAUCUUCCGCUGGCGGGACCCUUGUUACGGGUGGCAUAGGUGGAAUCGGUUGCGGUCCUGGACAUUCGAAUCACGGAAACGGAGGAUUCGGUGGCGGAGGUGGUGGAUGUCUUACAGGAGGCGGUGGCGGUGGUUACAUAGGUGGCAAUACCGGUCACAAGGAACGGGGUAACGGUGAAGGUGGUUACUCCUACGCUAGUCCCGAACUUAUGCACGUUCAUUUCCGGGCAGGGAUAAAUCAUGGGCCUGGAGAGGUUUACAUUAUUCCUGCUGUCAGCGGUUGUCAAUGCGACUUCCGUUGCGUUUGUCUGGAUCGGUAUCUUAGCGAGAUAAAGUGUCUGUGCCCUCCAGGCUGGUUAUUAAGUAACGAUUCGAGAUCUUGCGUUACGGCUGACGAAUCGAAGGAUACUCAUCAACCAUACAUCUGGCUGAUAGCUGUCCUAUGCAUUGUCCUAUUCUUAGUUUGCGUCGCUCUCUGUCUACUAGUUUGUAAUCGUUACCAAAGUCGAAAGGCACUUUUACAACGACGACAGAUAAUGUUUGGUAACGGAACUGAAUUAAGGUCUCUACGUGCUGUCUCCGAAACUAUGAUGACUGAAUUCAAUCCGAACUACGAGUUUGCUGGAAAUCUCUAUAGCUUUAAAGACUUGCCGCAAAUCCCUCGCGAACAUAUCACUUUGGUAAAACCCCUUGGUCAAGGCGCUUUCGGCGAAGUUUUCCAAGGUGUGUACAAAUACAGACGCAACGAAGAACAGCCUGUCGCUGUGAAGACUAUACCUUCUUCGUCCAGGCCUCAAACCGAAGCAGAUUUCAUGAUGGAAGCUUUAAUUAUGAGCAAAUUUAAUCACCCUAAUAUAGUACACUUUAUCGGAGUUUCCUUCGAUAAAAAUCCAAAAUACAUUGUGCUAGAAUUGCUUGCUGGUGGAAAUUUGAAAAACUUUCUUCGAGAAGAAAGGCCACGUGCGGAUCGGCCCACUUCGUUGACGAUGCUGGACUUGAUAAUGUGCGGCCACGACGUCGCGAAUGGUUGUAAAUACAUGGAAGAGGCUCGAUUCAUUCAUCGAGAUAUCGCUGCCAGAAACUGUUUGCUUACGUGCAAAGGACCCGGUCGGAUAGGCAAAAUCGCUGAUUUCGGAAUGGCCAAGGAUAUCUAUAGAAGCGAUUAUUAUAGGAAGGGAGGCAAAGCUAUGUUACCAAUCAAAUGGAUGCCACCGGAAAGUUUUUUGGAUGGAAUAUUUACUACGAAAACCGACGUUUGGGCAUUUGGCGUAUUGCUGUGGGAAAUUAUGUCUUUUGGCUACAUACCUUAUACCGGUUGUACUAAUAGAGAAGCCAUGACAAUGGUAACGUUAGGAGGGCGUCUAGAAAAACCAGCGGGAUGCCCUGAUCCUAUUUAUGGAAUAAUGACACAAUGUUGGCACCCACGUCCCGAAGACCGGCCUAGUUUUGCUACUAUCGUCGAGAGAAUUGGUUACUGUUUACAGGAUCCUGACGUGAUAAAUCAUCCAACGCCAAAUUUCGACAUUUUACCAAUCUGCGAUCGGGAAGUGACGAUCAUGAGACCAGAUCCGGAAACGGAAUGCAUUAACGUACAGUCAGAACUGGACGCAUGUGGAUACAUGCAACCCAGAAUUAUCGAUCCGCGAUCGGCUAGUCAACGUAUGGCUCAAGCUAUUGCGGGCAAUAAUCCUAAUGCGAGAAACGAAAAUCCGAACCAAUUGAAUUCAAAUGAAAGAAAUAACGUGCAACCGACAGACCGUCUGCAAGGACGAUUUCAAUCUAAUCCGUAUGGCUCUAAUACAGAUACUUCUGAGCAAACCUUCGGCGGAAACGCGAGUCGCGAUGAUUUUAGUGAUGAGAAUAAUCAUACAGAGAACAAGCUCAACAAGAUUGACAGCUCAAAUUGCGAAGAAAAAAGCGUACAUCGAACUUCAAAGAACAUCGAAGAUAGUGGUAAGUUAAAAAUCGAAGACAAUGGAAACAACCGUCCAGCAGAUAUCGAGUGCCGUCGAAGAAGCACAGUCGAGGUGACGGACGUGGAUAGAAGAAAUGGUAACGACAGCAUAACUACCAUCGACACCAACUCCGACUCUCUGAUAGUUGCUUCGUCGGAUACACCGCCUGACACGACGAACUCGUCACCGAACACACGUACCUGCUCCCCUAGUCACACUGGCCUAAAUACGAGUACCACUAAUGUAAAUGGAAUGUUAAAGAAAAACGCCUUAAAGGCUGCGCUCAGUUUGGAUCCGAGCGCUCUAUGUCGUGGAACGAUACCAUACGAGAAAAUAGCGUUCUCGCCACCACCGCAGCGUUCCAGUACACCUGGAAGUAUGGAGAUCAAGAAGGAUCCUCUGGGUCACGAGCUACCAAGGGAAGAGGAAUGCUCCUGCUGAGAUUUGUACAAAGGGGAGUGACAGGACUCCCCGGUCGUUGAUGUUACGAUACAUGCGACCAACUCCAAAUCAUUACGACGUUCCGCAACGGUAACCGUAGUAUCGAUGGCGAUGCGUUUCAAGGACUCCUCGUCGCUUCUCUGGAUACGCGACGAAGAAUAUUCACGUCGCGUGUACUCCGAAGAAACGCUGCUGUGAAUGAAUCUUGUGAAUUCGCGUUAUUUGCUCACCCUUUUCUUUUCCUUCCUUUCCUUUCCUCGUCUUUCCCUUCCUCGCCUUCUCUUUCUGUUCUUCGAACGCGAAAACAGCUAUUUUCGUCCACAUAGAAGAGGGAAGAAUUUAAUUGCGUUUACUAGAUGGGCGGUCGCGCAAUAUCUAUUAGGACGUACAUUAAUCAUAAAUCGUCGACGAAUCACAGAAGACAGGGAAUUGCAAUAACCGUGAAACAUUACGAGCUUCAGACCGUCCGUUAUUAAAUUCAACUAAAUCCCUUUUCUCGAAACUGCGUAUACGCACGUAACAACGCACGUGCAUCUUCGUACACACACACGUAAAAGUUAUAAAACGUAUCUACGUAUUAUAUUGUAUGUAAAAGAGUUGAACGAACAAAAUAAAAAGAAGAAGAGGAAGAAACAAAACGUAGAGAUAUUAUCGUUGUGUCCGAAACAAAACCACGAAACAAAAGCAUUCGAAUCGUUAAACCUGAGGUAAAUAUCAUCACGUCGUCACGUAUAUACGCAAUAUGUGUACGUAUACUUUGUAACAGCCAACAUCAACGGAUACUCACGUACAUCCUAUCGCAGUUGCAGCAGACAUAUUAUAAAUUAUCGAGAAAAACUAUGUAGAUAUAGUUGUUAAUGAACCGUUACCGUCGAUGUUCCUCCUGCAGAAGGAUUAAUCCGAGAAAUUCGUAUACACGCGUAUAUGGUCUCCUUCUUGUUCUUUAUGAACUAUAUAUGCAGGACGAUCGUCAGAAUGGCAAAAAUCGCAUAAUAUAUGAGAAAUUUUUUAAACAUACAAGCGAAGUACACAACGUGUGAUAUACAUACAUGGAAGAAAUUUCAAUGAGAGAGUACGAAUGAAAGGGAGAGACAAUACGCUAUAUACAAGACUUAAUUUACAUGACAGGAAGAAAAAGAGCCUAUGGCCUUCUUUCUAUACACACUAUGCUACUAUAUGUAUAUAUACGUAUAUAUACAAUGUGUACGUGUAUAUGUAUGUAUAUAUACAUACAUAUAUUUGUCGGGAAAUUUUAGGCGAGGCUGAAUCGAAUCGCCUUCAUCCUCCGUAUAUUAUGAUUUGAAAAUAUAUAUAUACCAUCGUACAACGGUCGUAAUUUCUUCACAAAGGGAUUAAUUGUUAAAAGGAAAGGAUGAAAAUCGAUUUCGAACGAAGUACCGAAAACUUAAUUGGUCGUCGUUCUUGCCGCUAAUUAACCUACCGGCUAAUUGUUGGUGCACGAAAAAUGACA